GUCGUCUCUGUCCGUUGCCUUCUCCAGGCCCCCCUGCGUCCCCGCUCGGUCGUUGCAGCAUGGCCAGCACCCGUCCGAGCAGACGGCAGGCCAAGCAGGCGUCCGAUACAGAUCCCGGUUCAAAGCCCGUUGCCCAGAUCUUGCCUCACAGCCACGGCGAUUCCCCUGAACGUCCGCCAUCCCCAGCCAAGACCGCUGGUGCGGUGCCCCGCAUGUCGGGCGUCCCAAUACCUCUCAACAACAGCUCUGUCGACGGCGUCUCAUCCAUCAAGCAAACCACCCCGGGUCGGAAGCGGGGGCGUCGGCCGGCUGCCCUCAAGUGGACUCCUGAAUAUGCGCUCUCCCAGCCAGACUCGCCCUUGGUGUCUAUCGACCUGGCGUCUGUUUUCCGCGACGAAAGCCUCAGGAGCAUGCUCUCUGCUGAGGACCUCCAUGAGCUCUCGCGGCUGCUGCCGCCCGAGGCCCUGGAUGCAGAGGGUAUCGCCUCGGCUUCGUUUCUGCGGAGCUCUCACUUGCACCGUGCAAUCGAUGAUUUCCAGCUCGAGCUCGCUAACGGGCGGAAAACUGCCGAGUUUCUCAAGAACAGAGCCGACAACUAUGAGCGGCAUCGCCAGGCGUAUGACGAUUGGAAGGUUGGCCAUGCGAGAGGGAUGAGAGAGGAGAAUCCAGAUGCCACUCAAACACCUGUCAAGAGCAAGCCAAUACGGCGGGAUGACAACAAAGGCCGGUCGCCGGAUCACCAGCCCAAGGAUGUGCCAACCUCCGCAGAGCCAUAUCGGUCUCAGGUGUCGGCCGAGUCAAAGCAUUCGCCUCUGUCUGCGAACCCAGGCUAUUCUCAGCCGCCGCUUGAUGUAGAUUACUCGCCCAUGGACAACCAAGAGUCCCCCGCCGAGCGAGAAAAGUCGCCCGUAGUUUCGGAUGCGCCUCUCGAGAUACAGGAGUCAACGCUUGUAGAUCCCGCUCUGAAAUCGAUGCAAGACUCAUGGGCCACUUAUGCCUCCGUUUCGAGCGAUUCGCCAAGCGAUUUGACGAGCGUAUCAUCCAAGAGCAGUCCAGAAUAUGAACUCAGUCCAGAGUCCGUGGAUGCAAUGCAACCGAGUGAAGCAAUGGCCGAUGCUUCCGCUGCAAAUACACAUUCAUGUCCCGUCGAGUUUUCGGCCGGGUCUCCCAGCUCUUCAGCGCAAGCGGCAUCGGACAAGAUUAUCUUCGGCGACCGUCGCUCUGCAGCUGAGGAGAGUUUGACUGAGAGCGAAAAUGGUCAGCACACCAUCUAUAGCCAAGAUGACCUCGACAUCGUCGCUGCGGACAGGGUCAAGAGAGUCGAUCGCCGUCGCAAAGCCCAAAGCAUGGCCACCUCCAAAAGCGCUACUCGACGCAAUGCCGCUGCCGAAAAGUCUGUCCAAACAAGCAGCACCAGCACUCGCGCUUCCACAGGCAAGGGUGGCAAACAAAACGUACUUGAGGAAGACGUUCCUGAUAUGACGCUGUUUGCGAGGUUGAUUGUCUUCAAGCUGAUCCGGGAAGACGACGAUCUAUAUUACUGCCCGCCUCUCUCACGGGUCUAUCUCUCGAGAGCUGGACAAGGCCAAACACUGAAAUACUACUUCCGGGUCAAGAAGAUCAACGACGACAAAACACUCUCGUUCUCUGCUACUAUUCGAGUUGACAGGCAAGUCAUUCCCUUCCCAAACCCACCUGGUCCCGACGGUGUCCCGAGUCUCGAAAUGAUCCAGAGGCUGAUAGCCGACAUCAACCCACAUGUGGAGAAUCCUCGUCGGCAAAACCAUGACCUUACUCAGCUCUUUGGCAUCCGGAGGUACCGACGUGAGAUUGGCACACUGCACAGCAUUUUGAAGAAGCCAAGGAGUACCUGAGUUGAUCUGUCCUCGGAUGUAGCAUUCAGCUACGACGUUGGUGCGCUUUAUUCGCACGACAGCGGGUCACCCGGACCCAUUGCAGUCGAUCCAGAAAAAAACGGGACACCCUGGUUUUGGUCGUUGGCCGAAUAAUUUGUUUCCCAAUACCAUCGUGCCGGCCG
Messenger RNA from Polychytrium aggregatum, 2038 nucleotides. RefSeq lists its product as uncharacterized. The record is from RefSeq and is a predicted model, not a curated record. Bases 60 to 1874 code for a protein of 604 amino acids. The transcript is spliced from 6 exons. Lineage: Eukaryota; Fungi; Chytridiomycota; Chytridiomycetes; Polychytriales.